AUGAAUUUUAACAUUAGGUUUUUUAGUGUUUUACACUUUUUGCUUUCUCCAUGUUACACAUUCAUUUUACCCAAGAGUAUUAGAAAUAUUUCUUCACAAAAUGCAUUUUUUAUUUCUGAAUGGCUUGUAAAAACCAAAAAUUUGCAUGUCAUAUCCAAUCCUUUAGUAGAUGAUAUCGAUUUAGAUGGAAAUUACGAUGUUUACUUUUCUACAGUAGAUGGUGUACUUUACGGCAUUUCGAACGUGCUUAAAUGUGUUACAGGAAAAUCAUGUGGUAUUCCCCACGAGAAUUGGCCCGUAUCUCACUACGGUGAAAUCUUCUUUUCAACCCCCAUCGCGGUUGAUGUUUACGCUGAGGGUUUCAAGUCAGUACUUUUUGUUAGUCAUCAUGGAGCAGUGUUUACUUAUGAUUAUCUUGGGAAUUUAUUGUCCCAUUUCCAAAUUCCAGAUAUCAUUCUAGAUCGAAGUACUUUAUCCCAAAGACAUCUUGAUAAGAAUUUAUUUGAAUCUAUACGUUGGGCAUCUACUGACAAUCAAUUACCAAUACAUAGUGAAAAGGAUAUCCGUCUACAUCCCAUAGUUUAUACAGAUCCAAUUAUUUUAACUUCAGUGAUUAGUCGAUCCAAUGUGAAUGACAUAAAUUUCUUGUAUACUGAUCUUCUACAUAUUGCAUUAAAUUUCGUUAAUUAUCAUUCCUAUAUCACAACAGCGUCGUUGAAUGAAUCAUCUCCAGAUGAUGGUGUACUGGUAGCAGCAGUUGUGAAUAUACCACGUUGUGCUUUAUUUUCUUUAAAGAACGAAGAUUUCAAGUUAUGUUCACCACGUCUUAAAGUAUUAGAAGUUGACUGGUUAUCUGUUAAAUUACCACCGUAUAUUUUCUCGUCGCCUAUUAUAAAUGCCAAUGUUUUGGGAGAGACUCGAGUCAAAGAUCGUUCAUAUGUUGAUAGUUAUUAUAGUUUUAUUACUACAUUCAGUGGAAAUAUACACGUGGUUCAAUUAACAAUGUUAAAUAGUCAUGUUAGUCAACUUUCGUUAGAGGUCAAUAACAUUUUUAUUGAUUCUCAUUCUUUCCGUAUCACUCCAAUGACCUUAUCAUGUGUACCAUCUCCAUGUCCAUUAAAUAAAAUGAAAUCGAACAUAUUACGGUCUAGUGUACUUACUUGUUGUCUACAAGUGGAUAUUUAUUCUUGUUUACGUCUUGUUCUUCUUGUAUCAACUAAAAAAUAUCAUUCUCAAGUUUAUUGGACAUAUUGCCCUUCUACUUCUAAUACUACUACGACUACAUUGAAGUAUGAAGAACAAACUGGUCAAGUGAUUAUUGUUCCUGGAUGUCAAAAGUUACAAACUUGUUCACCAUGGUCUGUUUACACAACACCUGAUGGUUAUGCACAUGCUGUCGACAUUCAGACCGGAUUAUCGGCUCCAGGAUAUCCUGUUAGUUUGUUUACUAUGUAUCAUAAUGUUACAAAUCUUUCUAUAGGGUCUGGAUUAUUAUAUCAAAGAGAGGAUUACACAUACUGGUUGGUUUUUACUGAUGUUUACACAAAUUUGAUUCAUUUGCGACUACAUAAUCCUUUGGUGAUAAUAUCACAUAACCAUGAUAGCAUGUUCAAUCAUCAAACUAAUUCAUUGCAGACAAUUUCAUUAUCUCCAAUACCUUUACCGUUACCAACUGGAAUAUCGACGCCACCUUCAUAUCUCUUAUUAUCAAAUCAUGGUUUAAUGUUAUUGAGGAGUAGAUCAUCUCCGAUUGUUCAAUCUAGUUCAACAUCAUUACUGACUUAUUCUAAGUAUAUUGACAAUGUGGACAAGUCCAUUACCCAAUUUAUCAGUGUUCAAUUCGUUAACGACCAUUUCGAACCAGUUGAUUCUAUUAUUCUUGAUGAUAAUAAAAAAAUUUUAAAUUAUUUAAUCAGAGAUUGUUCAUAUCAUUUAAAGUUAUUUAAUGAAUCCCGAUUAGCAAAACGAUUUUUAGUCAGAUUAUUAACAUCAUUUGGUGUACCAAUAUCGGAAUGGUCAAAUGCAUAUCUAACUACAAAUAUGACAUGUCAUCAUCAUGAUUGUUAUUGUUUCAGUGGUUCAUUAUCUAUUCAACAUAGUUUACCAUUAAAUUCAUAUCAUAAUGAAUUAUAUCUAUCAGUAAUUGAUUCAACUAAUGGUUAUUUCAUUGUUAAUUAUCCAAUUAUAACAAGUUCUCAAAUGAUUUCUACACGUAUUAUUUUACAUAUCGGAUCAUAUCAAACACAAUUAAUUAUUAGUUUAAUUUAUUUACCAGGAGUUUAUUUAUUUAUUGAAUUAACUAUGAUUCAUUGGAUUUCCCUUUCUCUUUCAGUUGUUAUAAAAUUAAUUUAUUUAUCGUCAUUCAUGAAUUUCUCAGAAAUUUUACGAAAUUUAUUAUUCCCACCUCUUCCUCUUACUAAUUCUUCAAUUCAUAACAUUGAAUUACAUAAAGCAUCAGUCUAUAAUAAUGAUAAUAUUCAUCAUAUUAAUAACAAAUUAUGCUUAUUAUUAAGUCAUGGAAAUGCUGUACAUGAAUUAUUCUUCAUUGAAUGUAUUAAUCAAUUUUUACAAAACUAUGCUACAACAAUCAUUCAUUCGUCUCCUAUUCCUACUACCAUAAAUAUCGUUGAUGAUAAUAAUAAUAAUAAUAAUAAUAAUAAUAAUAAUAAUAAUAAUAAUAACACAGUUCCUGUUAAUCAACAAAACAUAACUAAAUGUUUAAUUUUUUGCUUUCAUAAAUCAUGGAAUAUUUAUCAUAAAUUAAUCAAUCCAUUAUAUGCAAAUAAUAUAACAUUGAAAAAUAAUUUAACUAUCAUUGAUAUGACAAUAAUGAUAGAAAAUUUACUACUCAAAUCAAAUUCAUACUCUGAAUUAGAUAAUAAUGAUAAAGAUUUAAUUACUGAUGAAAAUAUUGGAACUAUUAUUAAGAAUUAUAUCAAAGACAAGACUGAUGAAUUUCUGAAGAAUAAUUACACAACUAAUCCUUCGGAUGGUGUGCAACAAAAAAAUAUUGGCAUUUUCAUUGAUAAUAUAACAGCUUUAUAUGAUCUAGGAGUUACUGUACGUGAAUUAGAACAAUUUUUAUGUAGUUGGCUUUAUCAUUCACGUGAUCAACAAACUGCCAUCAAUAUAGCGAAUAUAUUAGUUUGUAUCGGAAUACAUAUUGGAGAUUUUUUCCAAGAUUCAAUUGUAUCAGAAUACGAACCUGCUUUAGUACAUCUCGUUGCUCUAUGGAAAUCACGGGCUUCAAUUAUACUAGAAUGUAAACCAUUACUAACAGGUUAUACAUCAUUGGUUGAUGGUCAGUUAAUUUGUUGGAAACGUUCGAUAGAUGAUGAAAUUAAUCUCCAGAAUGUUACCACUUCGAGCACAUAUCAUUUUCAUGUUGAAGGUAAACAUAUAAACUGUUAUACUCCAGGAACUUCAAAAUUGCUAACAUGAGUAUUUUAAAUUUAUCUUGUAAAUAAGUUUUCUUAUGGCAAAAAAAUAAAACAUUUAAUGUUUA
Messenger RNA from Schistosoma margrebowiei, 3505 nucleotides. The record is from the annotation of a GenBank genome assembly. Lineage: Eukaryota; Metazoa; Platyhelminthes; Trematoda; Strigeidida; Schistosomatidae.